AUGAAAAUUGAUCUUUCCGCGCACAUUAGUUGCGAGCUAGCUCUCAUGGUGAUCUCCUUCGUUGUUGUUGUUGUGCAUUUGAUGAAGAUGCUUCUCACUGUCGGAAUCUGUCGCCAUUGCAACAUGCCCAAAACCGAUGCUAAUGAGCAAUGCAACCGUCUCCAUGAUGGCUAUAUCGAUAUUGGUGUUAGCAAGCAUUGGCCGCAUUGGGUCCGUAGAUCCUCUCCCAUCUUCAUCUCACACCGUGUCCAAGAAAGGGUCGACUCAAACCACAACUACUCCGAAGAUGUCAUUGUAGCAUUCGACCUCUUCGAACAUGACAAUGCGGGAAUCGCAUUAGUUAACACCGACACAGCCAUAUCUCCCUUCCGUUUCAUGCAUGAUGAUAUUUGUUACCUUGCGUUGGACAAACUCGCUUCCAUUAUCAUUCUUCCAUUUCACGUGAGAUGGGGUGAGGAUGGUUCCAUCGAAUCAACAGAUAAAAACAUAAGAACUCUCAACUCUAGGGUUCUCGAAAGGGCACCAUGCUCCGUGGGGAUUCUUGUGAGUCGAGGCUCUUCUUCUUCUUCUACUCACAACAACAAUGAUAACUCAAUAAAGCGAAUAGCAAUGAUCUUUUUGGGGGGUUUGGAUGACAGAGAGGCAUUGUGCUUGGCUAAGAGGGCCAUCAAAGAUUGUGCUUGCAACUUGGUUGUGUACCACUUGGUCUCGGGCCCUGGUGAGGCCAACUGGGACCUGAUGCUUGAUGAUGACGUGCUCAAGAGUGUUAAAGGGUUAUAUGGUCACAUUCAGAAUGUGUCGUAUGAAAAAGUUACCAUAGAGGAACCUUCUCAGACCAGCACUUUUGUGUCAGAUAUUGCAAAUCAACAUGAUUUCUUUAUAGUUGGGAGACGUAAUGGGAUCAAAUCACCUCAGACAGAAGCACUUGAAAGAUGGACAGAGUUUUAUGAGUUGGGUGUGAUUGGAGAUUUGCUUGCUUCCUCGGAUACCAUUACCAAAGCUUCAAUUUUAGUAGUCCAAUACCAACAAAUGAUCAAGCCUGACCAGACAUUUAUACAUUGUGAUCAAAAGGUUGAUUGGUGGUUUUUUCGUAGACAACAAUAUGAUGUAGCUCCAAUUUUCUAUCAGCAAAUCAAAUUUUCCGUACAUUGCUUCUGUUCAUACUGA
Molecule: messenger RNA, 1167 nt
Organism: Sphenostylis stenocarpa
Lineage: Eukaryota; Viridiplantae; Streptophyta; Magnoliopsida; Fabales; Fabaceae
Source: the annotation of a GenBank genome assembly